This is a messenger RNA of Biomphalaria glabrata, 4417 nucleotides long. RefSeq lists its product as uncharacterized. Bases 384 to 1931 code for a protein of 515 amino acids. Gene Ontology annotation, biological process: regulation of transcription by RNA polymerase II; cell differentiation. Gene Ontology annotation, molecular function: DNA-binding transcription factor activity, RNA polymerase II-specific; RNA polymerase II cis-regulatory region sequence-specific DNA binding. NCBI's taxonomy places the organism in Eukaryota, Metazoa, Mollusca, Gastropoda, Planorbidae. The record is from RefSeq and is a predicted model, not a curated record. The transcript is spliced from 5 exons. Gene Ontology annotation, cellular component: nucleus.
CCCUCCCUUCCAAUCCACGCUCACGCAGAUGACGCCCGUAAUGUUUAACCUCCGUCAUUUAAUCAUCAGCUAUUAAACGCCCUGGACUUGCGGCACUGAUUGGCCGUUACUGGUACUGCAGGGCAACACUAUUCAUCCCCCCUCCAUGCCAACCCCCUUGUUUCAUAUUUUCCUUCUCCCCUCUUCACUCCCGGCAACCCUCCCUCACUUCAUCGCUAAACUUUUCCCCAUUACGGACGUGGACCCCAAACUCGCAAGACAAAUGUGGACCUGAUUUCUUGGAUUCCCCGCGAGUUGACCUUCAUGUUGGAUACAGCAGGUCUUGUGUCAUUAGGUCAGUGUCCAGUGCACAGUUAGUUGACUUACGUCUACCAAUAGUGACCAUGUUUGCCCAGCCAGGUAGCUGGCAUGGCCACGUGUACAACAAGUCCCCAAGGAGAUUCACAUCUUUUCUCAUUGCUGACAUACUGGGUGAAACACGAAGCUCCAGCUGUAAAGAGGAAGCUUUCAGAAAUGACUACUCGGACUGCAACCAGCCCUCGUGCCCUGAGUUUCACUGCACUCACCCGCACAGCACCACCAUCGUCAGCUUUCACUCACUCAAGCACCACCACUCCAUUCACGGUCACCGUGACCUGGUGCACGCUGCCCUAGCUCACCACGGACACCACCGGAACCACUGCGACGACAUCUAUCAGCAGGACCAGUGCUUGGAAAGUCAUAGGGAUGUGGAUAACUCCAGGUCCACCUGCAGCCCUGGCUGUGGAUCCCCAUCAUUGUCCUCUUCCGAUACUGAGAUGGGAGACAAGAAGAGGAAGAACGAAGACGACCUCAAAGACGAUGCCAAUUCCGUCAAGAAGAAAAAAGCACGAACAACUUUUACCGGCAGACAAAUAUUUGAAUUAGAGAAACAGUUUGAGCAGAAGAAAUACUUAUCGUCUGCUGAAAGAGCGGAAAUGGCGAGUCAGCUGGCAGUGACCGAAACACAGGUCAAGAUUUGGUUCCAGAACCGCCGUACUAAAUGGAAGAAACAAGAAAACAUUUCCAGUGCGGAAGUCGCUGAACACAAACUAAACGCCGAAAAAAACGUCCUGAAAGCCAAGAACAAGAAAAACACCGAGUCCCGGGCGGAGGCGGCUCUUGAAAGCCGCAUAGACUUUGAGAGCAGGGGUGUCCUAAGUCACCUGAACAGUAUGAUUUCCAGAGACAUACUUUCCAACAGUCUCCAGGAUGCCCACGACGCGUCCAGGUUGUGCCCUUACACGCCAAAGAGUCACAGCUCUAAAACCCAAGAAUUGAGGUCAGUUCCAGCCCACUUGAUUCACUCGCCGCAGCCCUUGUUUUUGGUCAAACCGGAAGUGCCCGAAGAUCUGAGCAUGAAGGACAAGGACGAGACCGUCACCAGCUCUUGCGGGCACGAUCCCAGCGACAGGCAUCCAAAGCGGAGCGAAGCUCGUGAAAGGCACAGUCUAAAACGCAGUGAGUCAGCCAUGAACGUGCUGAACCACAGGGUGAAGGAUGAACACGUGACCUGCGCCGACUUGGGAUUGUUUACCGAGAGCGACAGAGACGAAUCCACCGUGUCCUCAUCACCCCCUUCUACAGUAGCCGCGGCGGAAGAUAAAUCCCCGCCCUGCCUCCACCAACACCAUCUCAUCAGGCUGGAGCACAGGGCUCCAAAAUUAAUGGACUCGGCCACCAGCCCCUCCCCUCCGCCUAGCUUGGAGGAGAGCAAUGAGUGUGCAGGCGAGAUCAGCAGAAGUGAUGGCUCCAGCGGCAUUGACCUCGCCGUGGACAGUCCUGUUGACCUUGUUUUAACCAAACAAGUCGAUGAAGACUUGUUACCAACUGAAUCCAAAAACAUCAGACGAUUUUCAACAGAUCUAGUCAAUUUUAGAGAACUUUCAGAAUCUGUUACAGAAAUAGACUAGAAAUCGAAAAAAUUCAACUUCACUUUACAAACUAUACAUACAGAGGAACCGGUUGUACAUAUUUAAUGUUAACUAUAUUCUAAUGUUGUUUCACGCAUUCUUUACUAUUUAACUGUUUCACAUUUUGUUUUGUUUUUAAAUAGAAUUUACGUACCACUGACGUGAAGAAACCAAUCCACUGAAUGAAUUAUGAUUUUGUAUUAGAUGUAAAUGCAAGGAAGACGCUUUGGUGUAGCCACCGAACUUUGUGUGCUUGUGUGUGUGUCCGGGGGGGGGGGUAACAGAGGUUUUAAUAUAUCUAUAUAUACAAAUAUGUAUAAAUGCUGAUCAAGUUCUCUGUUUUGAUACGUUUUAAUGACGCCGCAAUUUUAACUUUCAUAACAGGAAUCAAACAUCUAGUGUAGCUCUGACGUAUAAAUACUUUUCCCCCCUCUCUGACGUCAUCUCUUGUGUGAGACAUCACGUUCUUGAUGACCUUUGAACUGCACUGCACUCUAUAAACUAAAAGUUAAAUUUUGAAAGAUACAAUUCAUAAAUAACAUCACAAAUAGACUCUUACCUGGACUUAUAAAAAUAAGUAGAUCUAUUUCCUUAGCAAUGUAGAUAAACAAAUAGAUCUACUUCCUUAUCAAAGUAGAUAAACAAAUAGAUCUACUUCCUUAGCAAUGUAGAUAAACAAAUAGAUCUACUUCCUUAGCAAUGUAGAUAAACAAAUAGAUCUACUUCCUUAGCAAUGUAGAUAAACAAAUAGAUCUACUUCCUUAGCAAAUUUUUGCUUAGUAUUGUACACAGGGUAACCUUUUUCUUUAUUUUUUCUUCUUCCAAUAGUUCUACUUUACAAUUGGAAAUCACCUUUCUUCCAUACAUCAAUCCCUAUCCCAUCCUUUAUUUAUUUAUACACAAAUUAUAACAUUUUUGUCCAGUACUCAGACUAAACAUUUCAAUACCCCAAAUCAUCCAUCAAGUACUUCCAACUAUUUACUAAUGAUGACAAGUUGACAGUCUGAUCUCUACUUUGAAAUCUUAAUUUUUACACCUUUGAAAAGAAGACUGACUUAAUUCAACUUUCAGGAGGUCACAUCGCAUCCGUUUUCUUCUUAUCAAACGAUACAUUGUAACAAAAUAAACAUUAUUAUUUUAAAGUAAAAAAAAAACGUAUAAAAAUGGAUUUUUUGUUUGUUUUAAAUAUCGAAUAACUAACCUUGAUAAAAUAAUAAUCAUUCUUAUUAAAGUCAUAUUGUUACUCUAAGUGGUUGUGUGUAGUAUUAGAAAAACGUUAAUUUUAUCACCUACAAUAUCAAACAAAAAUAUGGUUUCUUUUUCUCUCUACACUUUGUUUAGUUAUUUUCUUUUUAUUCAGCAUGAUAAACAGUACUAACAAAAUGUUCGCCUAAGAUUUGUUAUCAAAACUUCAUUAUUUGAGCAUUGCAUUGGAGGCACAUCUCUGAGCUAGAUCUACUUUAACUUGUAGUGACUUCUAUACAAUGACUUAGUAGGCUCACAGACUAGCUCUGACUAGUCUGAACAGAGUUCUACUCUCUGGAAACAUUUACAUAGACUCUACAAGUUGUCUCUGUAUAGACUAACAACACAUUGCACAUCCAUAGAGUCAUCGUGACCUUAGUCUCUUCAAGUUCUUCUUUGCGGUUUCGUUGAUAGUCAAACACAUUUUAUUUUUAGAACAAACACUCAAACAUUUGUAUAGAAUUAAAAGCAAUGGCAUGAGAUCUAGAACAAAAGAAAUAGUGUCUGAUUAUCUAUUUUUUGGCAUUUUCUAAAUCCUAAUUUUUAAACUGCUACACAGUUUUCCUUAUUUGAGAUAGAGUUCUCAACUUGAAAGGGUCUUUUUUUUUAGGGUCAGCGUGUUACAGGACUCAAAUGUUUAGUUGAGAAUUAAAAAAAAAGGAAAAAAAAUAUUUACAAUAUUGUCACUGUCUCGUACUCAGAAAUCUUAAGCCGAGACUAUUUGUUAUAAUAGGCCUGAACAUUGGCCUACAACGUCACAACCUGUGGGCAGUGGAGACCAAUACCUCGUUGCAACGUCACAGGUCUGUACAAUGUGGCAACCAACCAUUAGUCUGCAUUGCCCACAGGCUGCGACGUCGCAGAUAAGUGUUGAUGCCUUCUAUGACGAAUGGUCUCAGUUAAACACGUUUAUAACAACAUGAUUUACAACAUGAUUUACAACAUGAUUUACAUUAUUUACAACAUUAUUUACACUAUUUCUUAUAUUGAAUAUUUUUUUUGUACCAAGACAAUGUGACAUGUGAUAUACAUUUAUUGUUGUGUUCAUACCACCGUUGUGUCUCAAUCUUUUAAAAAUCUGUUUCUUUCUCUACAUUGUUUCUUGUACAUGCUGCUUGUCUGAGAAAUAAAAUUAAAACGUGGAAUUUUCUAUUUGUAGAUAAAACUCUGGACUGCCAUGAACAUUGAUUAAUAUGAGAACUUAUAGAUCAUUGAUAUGUAUGUAUUAAAAUUUAAUACAA